This is a messenger RNA of Macrosiphum euphorbiae (potato aphid), 2853 nucleotides long. NCBI's taxonomy places the organism in Eukaryota, Metazoa, Arthropoda, Insecta, Hemiptera, Aphididae. The record is from the annotation of a GenBank genome assembly.
AUGUACGGGCUCUUAUUGGAAAACCUCUCGGAGUAUAUAAAAAAAAUGUACGGCGAAGAUAGAUGGGAAGAGAUUCGGCGAAUGGCCAACGUGGAUCAACCUAGUUUUAGUGUACACCAAGUCUAUUGUGAAACGCUUAUUCCACGACUAGCGAAAAAAUCCCAACAAGUACUAGGAAUUACGGAGAAAGAAUUUUUUGAGCAAAUGGGAGUGCAUUUUGUCAGUUUUGUUGGCCAAUACGGCUAUGAUCGAGUACUAUCGGUAUUGGGGCGGCACAUGAGAGACUUUCUAAAUGGUUUGGACAAUUUACAUGAAUAUCUGAAGUUUUCAUACCCAAGAAUGCAAGCACCUUCGUUCAUUUGUGAAAACGAAUCUAGACAAGGAUUGACAUUACAUUACCGUAGUAAACGUCGUGGCUUCGUGUACUAUACAAUGGGCCAAAUAAAAGAAGUGGCUAGGCAUUUUUAUCACAAGGAAAUGCGCAUUGAACUAGUUCGUGAAGAGAUUUUAAUGGAUACAGUGCACGUGACGUUUCAAUUGAAAUUUGAUAAUAGAGCGUUUACAUUAGCAUCGAUGACAAUGACGAGGGAGGAAAAACAUCUUCCAAUAAGUGCAUCGGUGCUGUUCGAAAUAUUUCCGUUUUGCAUUGUGUUCAGCUCCAACAUGAUUGUUCAAAGCAUUGGCAAUUCAUUGAUGGUCAUUUUACCAGAUCUAGUUGGAAAACGGAUUACUAAUUGGUUUGAUCUUGUUAGACCGUUGAUAGCUUUUAAAUUUCAAACGAUUUUGAAUCGAACGAACAAUAUUUUUGAGCUUGUUACUGUUCAACCAGUGCUUUCCAAUCGACCGACAGACAGGCACGUCAUUCUGAGCGAUGAAUCUUAUUUUUCUCCGGAAGAAAACAAACUUCGAUUGAAAGGACAAAUGAUUUAUAUGGACAAUUGGCAGAUGAUGAUGUACUUGGGUACGCCCGUGAUGCCUGAUCUCAAUGCAUUAGUAACUACCGGCCUAUACAUAAAUGAUCUCUCCAUGCACGAUUUCAGCAGGGACCUAAUGUUGGCAGGGACACAACAGUCAGUUGAAUUAAAGCUGGCACUAGACCAAGAGCAGUUAAAGUCAAAAAAACUGGAAGAGUCGAUGCGGAAACUAGAUGAAGAAAUGAAGCGUACUGAUGAGCUGUUAUAUCAGAUGAUACCCAAACAAGUGGCCGAUCGACUGAGGUCGGGUGAAAAUCCCAUAGACACAUGCCAAAUGUUUGACAGCGUGUCCAUAUUAUUUUCGGACAUAGUAACGUUUACCGAAAUAUGCAGUAGAAUCACCCCAAUGGAAGUGGUGUCAAUGCUGAACGCCAUGUAUUCUAUAUUCGACACGCUAACGGAACGAAACAAAGUUUAUAAGGUCGAAACUAUCGGCGAUGCAUAUAUGGUUGUUUCGGGCGCACCGAUGACUGAAGACAAUCACGCAGAGAAAGUUUGUGAUAUGGCAUUGGAUAUGGUUGAUGCGAUUACAGAUCUAAAAGAUCCAUCGACAGGGUCUCAUUUGCAAAUCCGCGUGGGCGUGCAUUCCGGAGCAGUGGUAGCUGGUAUUGUCGGUUUGAAGAUGCCUAGGUACUGUUUGUUCGGUGACUCGGUCAACACUGCGUCCCGAAUGGAAUCCACAAGCGAAGCCAUGAAAAUUCAUAUAUCACAGACCACCAGGGAUCUGAUUUCGGCAUCGUACAUGGUCAAAGAACGUGGUGAGAUUUACGUGAAAGGAAAAGGCGCCAUGAAAACGUAUUGGUUGGAACACCGGGAAAGCCGACCUCCAUUAAGUCGGGUGCUACCACUGGCCAAUUCCGAUGUACCAGAGUUGGAGUGGGAGCGUAGUGCCGAUGCUGUAUUCGAUAUUGUGGAACGCAACACAGAUAUGAACAUGCAGUUGGCCGAAGACAGGAUUAGGACAUACUCACCGGUGACAUUUCAAGAAGUGGCAAGGCACUCGAUAUCGCGUUCACCAGUUAGAGAAUACUACCGAGAGUCUAGAUCAAACUCAAUAAGUUGCACACCCAUCGUUUCACAGAAAGAGCUGCAACGAUUGACGUGUCUGAACAGGAGUUCGUCUCCACUGUCACGAUUCACGAGGAAAAUCGAACAACUACCAAAGCCCGACUCCACUUCGACUUCGGCUGCCGUUGUCGCCGUCCAGAGGCACAGAUUCGUGAGAAAUGCGGGCGGUGGUCGUGGCGGCACUCAGACGGCUCCGUCAUCACCAGAGACACACAAGGAAGAGGAUACGCUGGCCGAGUCGUCACCGAUACUUCCGUUGGAACUUCCCGAACCACCUUCUGUGUCAACGCCAUCACCGCCACCGCAUCCACCACCGCCACCACCACCACCGCCGCCGGCUACCAAGUCCAAUCCCGUGCUGGUGCACGUUGCCGAUUACGUUUCUUCCGAUUGCGUGGACAGCGUCGAUUCGGACGACCAGCGAUCGCUGCAGACCCACGAGGUCGACCUAGGCAGAUCCGACGACGAAGGGUCUGAUGACCACCCGCAUCCUUUCCCGGAAUCUUCCGAUGACGAUCUACCCCCGGACGACGACGACGACAUUGAUGAUUUGGACCUAUCUUCGGUGGAUCCAACCACUCCGCUACCCCCAUUGUCGUCACCGUCGGCGUCGCCCACAGGUGCCCGAGCGGUGACCGCGUCCAAGUCAGACGGACAGAUAUAUGGCCGGCGGCGGCAGCGGUGUGACGAACUCGAUGACGACGUGAGUACGUCCAGCCUGAACCGGCAGACCCAGUGCUGCAUGAGCUUCAAAGCACACCCUAAGUCGUCUAGGAAGCGAUCGCAGUCCCAUUCUUGCAAGUUGAUCUGA